GGAAUACUACACUGCAAACUAUAAUGUAUUUCAGGUGAAACGAGUCAUUUUUCCCUUGGAGGAGUUUUUCAAAUAGAAUACAAAAUUGAUGAUCUACAGAGUAAGAAGAAAUUCGUUCUCAAUGUCAAUCUGAAAAUCUGUUUUGAGCAGGAAGAAUGUCUAUUAAAAUUUGCCGUCCUUACAGACGCAUAUAUUCCAAAACCACUGUGUGACUGGAACGCCGGACUCAUAAUUCCAGACUAUUUAUUGGCUAACUGGAUGGACGAUGCGGGGUAUGGCACUGACGUUGACGCUCUUAAGGAUUAUAUGAUAGAGAAACUUUUUGAUACCUUGGGUAUUGCCAAAUACAUUGACGCAAAUGAAUGCACCAGAGAGGCAUACCCUUUCGCGAAUGCCACAAAUAGCUGGACGAUAGAAUGCCCAAAGCCCAUAGACGUCGCUGUUCUUCCAGAAUUUAUAGCAUGUCAUAUACCGUCUUACUGUACCGGCGUUGACUGCUGUGUUUAUGUUGAUUUGGUGAAGCGUUCCUUCAAAAUUUACGUGCACCUUGAUCCUUGCAACUAUAUUUUUGCAAUUGGUAUUGAUCAAUUUGGAUUAAACAUAUCACUCCUUGAGUACGACUGGGGGAAAACUGAAGAAUUUUCCAUGUUUGGCGUAAUGCGUAUAAGUUAUUCAGUCACUAAUUUGGAUGCAGAACACCAGUAUGUCCUGAAUUUGAAGAUAUCUAUUUGUUUCAAAUCAGCCGCUUGUGAUGAAAAUAUUAUACUUUUAGAAGACACAAGAAUACCGAAAAUAGGUUGUGAAUGGAAUACAUCGCUAUCGGAUUUUAACCUAGAUCAGUAUUUAGAGAGGAUUGGUAGCCAGAUUGAAAACAUUGGAGACAAUUUAUCCGAGGUUGCAGCCGAUAAACUUCUUGAAACCCUUGGUGUUUCAAUGUUCAUGUUUCAGACGCAAUGUAAAACUUCUGGCGGGAAUACCCUGAGAAAUGAAUGCGAUCAAUUUGAAACUGAACUCACAGCAAUACCUGACAUUAUGACAUGUUCCAUACCUGUCCAUUGCACGGCAAUCGAGUGUUGCAUCAGUAUUCCUUUGAUAGGCAGAUCAAUAAGUGUAUCAGUCGACCUGGAUCCGUGUGGUUAUCAGCUCAAAGUUAGGUUGGAAAGAUUUACAAAACAUAUACAGUUGUUCGAUUACACAUGGGGUACUUGGCAGACACUUGAUAUCAAAGGUGUUUUCGUUUUACAAUAUCGACUGGAUGAUUUAAAGUCAAGCAAACAGUUAGUUGUUUCUGUACGCGUACUUGCUUGUUUUGAUCGAAACAAGUGCAGUUUGGAUAUACCAAUUGUCGACAAUUUGUUGCUACCCAAACCGCUAUGCAACUAUAACGGAACCUUCAAACUUCCUGGUUUUUCGUUUGAAAAAUGGAUCACGGAAAAUGCAAACAAAGCGACUGACGACCUUACAGAUAUCUUAAAAUCAAAGUUGUUUGAGGAUCUUGGAAUAACACCGUAUUUACUGGACGAUGAAUGCAGUAAAAUUGAUCCAUCACAUGAUGGAUGGGUGACAGAUUGUCCGCUGAAUUUGUCACUUCCUGUGCUUCCGAAUAACACAAACUGCCACCUAGUGAAGCACUGUACUGGAUUCUCAUGCUGUCUGAACGUUCCCUUACUGCAAAGGUCAUUUUCAUUUCACCUGGAUCUAGAUAGCUGCAACUUUGCACUCAACGUCGGCAUCGAGAAACUACAAAACAAUCAGUCACUAAUAAACUAUGAAUUUGGUCGAAAGGAAACAAUCGAUUUGUUUGGAAUAGUUCAGCUCAGCUAUACACUUGUCGAUGAGAAAGACUUGUCAGUGUACAAACUCUCGGUAGAAGUUGGUAUAUGCUUAGAUGCAAAUAUGAAAUGUGAUCCUAUAAUACCAUUGCUUGAACAAGUUCCUAUGCCGAAACCACUGUGUAAUUUGAAUAUGGGAUUCAGACUUCCAGAUUUCAAUAUAGCCGCUUGGCUUGAGCAACAUGGAUUAACGGAAUCUUCACUUAAAGGCACAAUUCUUGCAAAACUGUUUGAUUCGCUUGGAUUAUCUCAAUACAUGCUGGAAGAUGGAUGCAGAUUUUCAGAAAAUCCAUACAAAAAUAGUGUUGACGGUUGGAAUAUAGAUUGUCCUUUGGACUUGACCUUACCCAGGCUGCCCCAUGAAUUACGAUGCUAUGUUCCGAGUUAUUGCACUGGUGUUGAAUGCUGUCUAAAUAUUGAUGUACUUAAAAGAGGCUUUAGUGUUGUUCUUUCUAUGGAUGCGUGUUCCAACAGACUUGUAGUCAGCAUAGACAAUCUUAAGCUAAAUGUGUCUCUUGUGGAUUAUGAAUGGGGCUCUGCAAAAUCGAUGUCAUUAAUGGGUGUUAUUAAAAUAACAUACAGCAUUCGAAAUUACGAGGAAAGUAGACAGUUUGGAAUUGACAUGAGUUUAACAGUAUGCCUUAGCCAUGAUAACUGUGAGUUUCAAAUGACGUUACUGGACAACAAAACACUGACAAAACCACUAUGUAGAUGGGACACAGGAUUUAUGAUAACUGGUUUUUCUCUGGACAAUUGGCUGCAAGAAAAUAACAUACUGGACGUAGCUAACCUUAUGCCAAAUGUAGUGGAUAAGCUUAUGAAAGAAACUGGUUUAAAGCAAUACCUGCAGACGGAACAGUGUAAUCGAACUGGAACGCCUUAUUCGCAUUCAGUGAACCGUUGGCGUUCAGACUGUGAGGAUGAGAUACAGUUGCAAGAUCUCCCUCAGACUAUGUCUUGCUACAUAUCCGACAUUUGCACCAGUAUUCGAUGUUGUAUUGACGUCUCCCUGAUAAAGAGAUCAUUUGAGAUUUUGCUUAAACUUGACAGAUGUCUUUACCUGCUGGAGGUGGAAAUUGAAAACCUGAAAUUGAAUGUGCCUUUGGUCAAUUAUGAUUUUGGCGAAGAAACCCAGGUCUUCUUACUUGGUGUGGUGCGGCUAACAUUCACAAUAGAGAAAAUGAAUGAAACAGCAUUCAGAAUUGAUGCCCGCAUUGACGUGUGUUUCGAAGAAGCAGAACCGUGCUUAUUAUCUGUCACAUUGUUGAAACAUGCCACUAUACCGAACAUUUUCUGCACUCAUGGGACAGGGUUUCAAAUACCAGGAUUUUCAUUCGACGUAUGGGUAAAAGAGAAUGGAAUAAGUACAUACAGUAGUAUAGACGGGUCACUUCUAGAUACUCUACUCAGUGUCUAUGGUAUUGAUAAAUACUUAAAAACAGAACAAUGUAACAUAGAAGACGUCAAGACCAAUGCAAUGCAAGCAAAAUGCAAUGUCAAUCCGGAUAUAAGUAUAAUGUCGGAUAUGACAUGCGCCUCUACUGAAACAUGCCUUGGAAUAUCAUGCUGCAUACAGUCAGACAUUCUGAAACGAUCAUUUGAAAUAUCAUUCGAAAUAGAUGUUUGCAGAUAUGUCAUUGAGUUCAGCAUUGAAACAUAUACAUCAUCCGUGCUAUUAGAUUCGUCAGAAUUGGACAUUUGGAAAACAUUUGAACUCCAGGGACUACUGAAGAUCAGUUACCGAUUGAUAGAUAUGUUUGAAAUGAGGUUCUUUACCAUCGAUGUCAUAGUGAAGUUAUGUCUGUCGGAUGACGACCAGUGUGUCUUGGAUAUGCCAAUUUUCCAAAGACAGAUGAUUCCAAAGCCUCUCUGCCAAAAUGAAUUAGGAUUUAAUAUUCCAGACUUUUCACUUUCGAAAUGGCUUACUGAUGAAGGUUCAAGUAGUGCAAUUUCUGUUUUACCAAUCGAUAUGGUUAACAACUUAAUUGAUGAUUUAGGAAUAUCAAAAUUUUUGCUUCGGGAUAGAUGCACUGUUACAUCUCCAGCGUGGAAAUCAGGUAAAUGA
Molecule: messenger RNA, 3897 nt
Organism: Mercenaria mercenaria
Lineage: Eukaryota; Metazoa; Mollusca; Bivalvia; Venerida; Veneridae
Exons: 24
Coding region: 259-3897 (1212 amino acids)
Source: RefSeq, a predicted model, not a curated record